Molecule: messenger RNA, 968 nt
Organism: Oncorhynchus tshawytscha (Chinook salmon)
Lineage: Eukaryota; Metazoa; Chordata; Actinopteri; Salmoniformes; Salmonidae
Product: mitochondrial pyruvate carrier 1
Exons: 5
Coding region: 123-449 (108 amino acids)
Biological process (GO): pyruvate import into mitochondria
Cellular component (GO): mitochondrial inner membrane
Source: RefSeq, a predicted model, not a curated record
GUAAAGAUAAUGUUUUGGUGAAGCUCUGUGACCACUGGUGUCCUCUACGCUUAACUGCAUUAACCCAGUUUAUACAUUCCCAUAGUUAUAAUUUCCUCUGCGAACCACCACAAUCCGAAGUCAUGGCAGGUACUUUGGCACGUAAAGCUGUUGACCACCUUAAAAGCAAGGAGUUCAGAGACUAUUUGAUGAGCACACACUUCUGGGGACCUGUGGCCAACUGGGGUCUGCCCAUUGCUGCCAUCAGUGACAUGAAGAAAAGCCCUGAGAUUAUCAGUGGCAGAAUGACCUUUGCUUUGACCUGCUAUUCCCUCCUGUUUAUGAGGUUUGCAUACAAAGUUCAGCCAAGGAAUUGGCUCCUCUUUGGUUGCCAUCUAACCAAUGAGACCGCCCAGCUCAUUCAAGGAUCACGACUUAUCAAAUACAACAUGGAGAAGAAGUCUUCUUAGUGAUGGACAAAUGCAAAAUAUAUAGUUUCAUUAGGAAAUCGGCAUGGUUUGACCCUAUGGUUUUUGUGUGUAUGACCAUGUUUAUCUCAUUGCAUACCUAUGUAAAACUCUUAACUUCAAAAAAUGUUAAUUUAGAUUAAACUGCUGUUGACGAUCACCAUGCCUGUUUCUUCCGGUAUAUAAGGUCAAUGAAUAGAUUUGUUUUGCAUAAUGUUUUUUAUGCACAAAUUAAUGAAAUGGAAUGGAAUCUAGUGAGGCCCUGUUACUGAUGGGAUUCUUUUAAAGAGAGGGUCUAUUACACAAAUAUUUACUGUUUAUGUCCUCAUUUUAAUAAAUGUGUUAGCAAUACCAAUAACACAAUCUUUAUCAGAAUGUACAGGCAAUAAAAGUUGUACUCUGGUGUGUUGCCAUGGAAACAUUAUUCCUGAAUAUAAUGAAUAAACCCUUAUCUAUGUACCAUGAAUUAAACUUCCUCUUACACUGACCAUAAUUUAUAAUAAACUGUCUGAUAUCCAUGAA